This is a messenger RNA of Laccaria bicolor S238N-H82, 360 nucleotides long. RefSeq lists its product as uncharacterized. The coding region runs from base 1 to 360 and encodes 119 amino acids. The record is from RefSeq and is a predicted model, not a curated record. The transcript has a single exon. Lineage: Eukaryota; Fungi; Basidiomycota; Agaricomycetes; Agaricales; Hydnangiaceae.
AUGCUUUUGGGGCCACUCUCUGAACUUCGCAACAUAUCCCAAUUGACAGCUCCCACCGUAAAAGAAGCAGGACCGUCAUCUCUCAUAUGCUCGACUCCUCUUCCACUCCCCACAGAUAUACCAGGAAGUCCAGCAUGGGACCCUUCGUCAAGAACACCUCGGCAAGACGAGGAUGAGGGGGACGAAACGCCGCCAGAGGCAGUUCCGUAUUGGUUGGCCGAUGAAACCUUCAAAAAGUACAAAUUCAGAUUAAUAGUACAUGAUCCAUCAACACGGUAUGAAGGAGGGAUUUACCAUGGCAAGUAUGCGCAAUUCUUGUCCGCAAUCACUUCAGGCAACCACCUAAAGGUACCCUCUUAG